Messenger RNA from Moesziomyces aphidis, 942 nucleotides. NCBI's taxonomy places the organism in Eukaryota, Fungi, Basidiomycota, Ustilaginomycetes, Ustilaginales, Ustilaginaceae. The record is from the annotation of a GenBank genome assembly.
AUGAUCGAUGCGCUUGUAGGGCUGAAUAAUCUCACUGCCGUCAUUCGCACCGACUCCGAGACGCUGGCUGCCUAUGUGGUCUCCUCAACAUACGCCUCCGCAGCGACUGGACUAGACUCGCGCAUCGCCAAAGACGUAGAUAGCCGGGGGAAGAGAGAGCCAAUAAGACCGGAACCUCAUGGGAAGAGCGAUGACCAGGACGCGGGAUCGUGGACCUUGACCGUCGGCAGCGAGCGAGGGUGGUGGGGCACCACGCUCUCGCCUGGCCCACUUGAGGAAUUCAUCGAUCGGCACCGUCAUACAGUUCAAGACCAUCCCGGCGACUCUCACCGCGACAAGCUCGCCUGCAAGAUCAGCAACGCAUUUGCACGACAGCGCAUCCUAUGUGGCGUUCCACGCUCCUGGCAAGGCGACACCACAUGGCCUUCGAUCCGACUCUACUUUGACGCCGAUACGUCGCCGAUCCAUCUGGACCUCGAGCAGCUCUCUCUCAAAGCCGCUCUGCUCCACAGCACACGUCUUGUACUCUCUACAGCCCCACUCGCAAACUUGCCUUCUGGAAGCUCAUUCGCACAGCACCAACUGCAGCGUAAGCUUGAGGCGACGCAGCAGGCUCUGCGCGAAGAGCGGCACAAGUAUCGCUCGCUUCUCGCCGCACCUUCGGCGGCGGGGGGACGACACGGAAGGCGGCCCGUAGUGGGGCUCGGAUCUAGCCAGCGCUCGAGUGCGUUGCCCUCGUCAUCGCCCAGCUCGGGCUCGAGAAGCUACGGCGGAAAUGCGCCGAGCUCGGACGAUACAAGCACAGUCUCGAGCCAGCCAAGCAGGAGAGGGUGGCAAAGAACGCUGUCGCUCGUCAAUCCCACGCGAGUGCAGAGAGCCGACCCAAGCGAAAAUGACGACUUUGUAGGCGAUCACGACGACGAUGGCGAGCUCGACAUGUAG